Messenger RNA from Bipolaris zeicola 26-R-13, 837 nucleotides. RefSeq lists its product as uncharacterized. The record is from RefSeq and is a predicted model, not a curated record. NCBI's taxonomy places the organism in Eukaryota, Fungi, Ascomycota, Dothideomycetes, Pleosporales, Pleosporaceae. The transcript has 3 exons. The coding region runs from base 1 to 837 and encodes 278 amino acids.
AUGAUAUUCACACAGCUUGCCAAGGCUCUUUGCCUCUGGUCUCUCCUUCUAGUACCUUUUACUGUCGGCCAGAAUACCUCAGACCAUGAGUCCAACAAGAACAGAACCCUGAGUAUCGGUAUUAUCAUCUUCGAUGGCUUCGAGCCCAUUGAGGUCUGGGGACCACUUGAAUACCUAACAACUGUAAGUAAUCCGCCCUUGUCAGCCUUCUACAAGAUGACCCUGUCCAUCAUUUCAUACCAAAAGGGUCCCGUCAAAGGCACCGUCAGUGCGCGACUCCAGCCACACCUCGGGGGCGAUUUCAGCAGCACACUAGGCGCAGAAACAGCAGUUACCCAUACGUUUGCCGACGCACCAGCUCUCGAUGUCAUUCUGGUUCCCGGUGGCACGGGCGUCAUAAACGCGACCUUGAGUAACAGGACCGAGAUCGAGGAAUUUCUCGUUCGACGUGCCGACCAGGCUGAAUAUAUUCUCGGGCUCUCGUUUGGAGUCACGCAUCUGGCGCGGUCGGGCCUCCUCAAUAGCAAACGCGCAACGACCAAUAAGAGCGGGUAUCAGUGGAUCGUGGGCUAUGGCCCAGAGGUCAACUGGGUGCCACAGGCUCGGUGGGUUGUUGAUGGCAAGUUCUGGACUGCUUCAGGCAUGAUGGCCAGCUUGGACAUGACCUAUGCGUGGUUGUCCCAUGUUUAUGGAGCUGAAGGGCCUGUUAAUCAGCAAACGAAUGGUAUCGAAUAUGCUCCACAUCUUGAUUCUUCGUGGGAUCCUUACGCCAUUAUUUUCAAUGUCAGUCCAGGCCAUGUUCUCUCGUGGAAAUUAUUAUCUUGUGCUGAUUGCUGA